Messenger RNA from Lobosporangium transversale, 1732 nucleotides. RefSeq names its product T-complex protein 1 subunit alpha. NCBI's taxonomy places the organism in Eukaryota, Fungi, Mortierellomycota, Mortierellomycetes, Mortierellales, Mortierellaceae. The record is from RefSeq and is a predicted model, not a curated record. The coding region runs from base 66 to 1721 and encodes 551 amino acids. Gene Ontology annotation, cellular component: chaperonin-containing T-complex. Gene Ontology annotation, molecular function: ATP hydrolysis activity; ATP binding; ATP-dependent protein folding chaperone. The transcript has 6 exons. Gene Ontology annotation, biological process: protein folding.
UUCUGUUUCUCACAGGCACGGUCUCCCAAAAACCACUUUCUAUACUUCAUCAACAACACAUCACCAUGUACGCCACGCAACAGAGCACUAGCUUGUUCCUUGGUGGAGAGCGUACCUCAGGCCAGAACAUUAGAGAUCAGAAUGUUCUUGCUACAUCCUCGAUCGCCAACAUUGUCAAGUCUUCUCUUGGACCAGUUGGUCUCGACAAGAUGAUCGUGAAUGAGAUCGGAGAUGUUACCAUCACUAACGACGGCGCUACAAUUCUCAAUAUGUUGGAGGUUGAACACCCAGCAGGAAAGAUCCUCGUUGAGCUUGCACAACAGCAGGAUAAAGAAGUCGGCGAUGGAACUACUUCAGUCGUGAUCAUUGCUGCAGAGUUGUUGAAGAGAGCAAAUGAGCUUGUCAAGAAUAAAAUCCAUCCUACGACCAUUAUUACUGGAUACAGAACAGCAUCAAAAGAGGCCUGCAAAUUCAUUGCCGAACAAAUGUCUAUCAAGGUGGAUUCUUUGGGUCGUGAAUGUCUCGUAAACGCGGCCAAGACCAGCAUGUCCAGCAAAAUCAUUGGAUCCCAUGAUGAAUUCUUUUCCAACAUGGCGGUAGAUGCUAUGCUCGCCGUAAAGACUACCAACAGCCGUGGUGAUCACAAGUAUCCAGUCAAGGCUGUUAAUGUCCUGAAGGCUCAUGGAAAGAGCGCAACCGAAUCCAUGCUUAUUAAGGGAUAUGCUCUCAACUGCACAGUCGCCAGUCAGGCCAUGAAGACAAAGAUCACCAAUGCAAAGAUCGCUUGUUUGGACAUUAACCUUCAAAAGGUCCGCAUGAAUUUGGGCGUACAUAUUCAGGUCGACGAUCCUGAUAAGCUGGAGGAUAUUCGCAAGAGGGAAAGUGACAUCACCACAGAACGCAUCAAGAAGAUUUUGGAUACUGGUGCAAAUGUUAUUUUGACAACCAAGGGAAUUGAUGACAUGUGUCUGAAAUUGUUUGUUGAGGCUGGAGCCAUGGCAGUCCGACGCUGCAAAAAGGAGGAUCUCCGCAGAAUUGCCAAGGCAACUGGAGCAACUUUGAUCUCAACAUUGGCUAAUUUGGAAGGAGAAGAGACCUUUGAGGAGUCAUACUUGGGACAUGCUGAAGAAGUUGCACAGGAGAAGAUCUCCGACGAUGAAUGUAUCCUGAUUAGAGGUACCAAGGUUGAGAACUCAGCAUCCAUCAUUCUUCGUGGAGCUAAUGACUUUAUGUUGGAUGAGAUGGAGCGCUCCUUGCAUGACGCGCUUUGUGUUGUCAAGAGAACGCUCGAAAGCGGAAGUGUUGUUCCAGGAGGUGGAGCUGUAGAAACAGCUUUGAAUAUUCAUCUUGAGAACUUUGCCACCACCUUGGGUUCGCGCGAGCAAUUAGCGAUUGCAGAGUUCGCUAACGCUUUGCUAGUGAUUCCAAAGACAUUGGCUGUCAAUGCUGCCAAGGAUUCAACUGAUCUAGUGGCAAACCUUCGUGUGAAGCAUAAUGCUUCACAGAGCGAUGCUUCACAGCAGGCACUCAAGUGGUAUGGUCUAGAUCUGAUUAAAGGCGAAGUCCGUGACAAUGUCAAAGCUGGCGUUCUUGAGCCUGCGCUGUCCAAGAUCCGUGCUUUGCGCUCGGCAACUGAGACAGCACUUUCGAUCUUGCGUAUUGAUGACAUGAUCACAGUGGCACCUGAGCAACGUGAGCAGGAUGAUGGCCAUGGACAUUAAGUAUAGUAAAU